Cryptomeria japonica (Japanese cedar) is the source of this 529-nucleotide messenger RNA. RefSeq lists its product as uncharacterized. Lineage: Eukaryota; Viridiplantae; Streptophyta; Pinopsida; Cupressales; Cupressaceae. The coding region runs from base 29 to 493 and encodes 154 amino acids. The transcript has 3 exons. The record is from RefSeq and is a predicted model, not a curated record.
GAUUACAGACUUGUAUUCGGUUUCACAAAUGGCUUUUCGUAUGUUCCACCUGGUUUUAACUUAUGUGCUCUGUAUGCCAUUUACGAUUUUAGCAUCCCCAGAUGAACUGGGCAAUAUGAGCAUCGACGAUUAUAUCAAUUAUGUUAAUCCACCGGCUGUUCACAAGUACAAACAUGACAAUGGAGACAACAUACUCUGUGUCAAAUUUACUGAUCAAAUUUCCCUCCGCCCUGCAAAAAAUCAAAAUGGGUAUGAUAAGAAUAAUUCAAAUAUAGGCUGGAGGGAUACUCAAGCAGGGGAACCCUCUUCAAAUAUCUCAGGCAGUGGACUUGGAAAAAGGUGUCCUGAAGGAACAGUUUCUGCCAAGGAGAUAAAGCACGAACACGUAAAACGGACAGGAUCUGUAAAUAUGUUUUUGACGAGAAAAAUGAUAGAAUCUUCGUAUCAGGUUCAUGACGUACGUAUGAGAUUUCAUUUGUUUUUUCCUUUUUAAGAGGAAGUUGUGAAUGUCAGGGGUGAAGCCAAACAA